AUGGGCGAGGAGCCCGGUGAGCGCACAGGUGAGGGCGCAGGCGAGGGCGCAGGCGAGGGCGCAGGGGAGGGCGCAGGGGAGGGCGCAGGGGAGGGCGCAGGGGAGGGCGCAGGGGAGGGCGCAGGGGAGGGCGCAGGGGAGGGCGCAGGGGAGGGCGCAGGGGAGGGCGCAGGGGAGGGCGCAGGGGAGGGCGCAGGCAAGGGCGCAGGCGAGGGCGCAGUCGAUAGGGAAGGGAGAGGGGGGGAGGAGACUAAGAUGAUCAUCAAUGAUGCGAGGGAGAGCGGGUCGGUGUAG
Messenger RNA from Closterium sp. Naga37s-1, 294 nucleotides. The record is from the annotation of a GenBank genome assembly. NCBI's taxonomy places the organism in Eukaryota, Viridiplantae, Streptophyta, Zygnematophyceae, Desmidiales, Closteriaceae.